Pseudoliparis swirei is the source of this 5981-nucleotide messenger RNA. RefSeq names its product SLIT and NTRK-like family, member 3a (gene slitrk3a). The coding region runs from base 121 to 2838 and encodes 905 amino acids. Gene Ontology annotation, biological process: axonogenesis; regulation of presynapse assembly; positive regulation of synapse assembly. Gene Ontology annotation, cellular component: GABA-ergic synapse; postsynaptic density membrane. The transcript has 2 exons. Lineage: Eukaryota; Metazoa; Chordata; Actinopteri; Perciformes; Liparidae. The record is from RefSeq and is a predicted model, not a curated record. Gene Ontology annotation, molecular function: protein binding.
CGCACCGCAAUAACCGAACACAUCGCUGGAGGAUAUGUGAAGUUGGAAUCCCACAAAACUAAUGCUGUGAAGUGGCUCUGUCCCUGGAGCCAAGACUUCAUCCCUUUGGUGUCAGCGAGGAUGCUGUGGGUUACCUUGCUGAGCACCAUAGCCUUAGGAUGGACCACCCCGAUCCCACUACUAGAGGACUCCGAGGAGAUCGACGAGCCCUGUUUCGAGCCCUGCUACUGCGAGGUCAAAGAGGGCAUCUUCCAUGUCCACUGUGACAGCAAAGGAUUUACAAAUGUGAGCCAGAUCUCCCAGAUAUGGAGCAGGCCGUUCAAGCUCAACCUGCAGAGAAACUCCAUGAGGAAGCUUUACUUUAACAGCUUCCUCCAUCUCAACAAUGCCAUAUCCAUCAACCUGGGUAAUAACGCCUUGCAGGAUAUCCACGCGGGAGCGUUUAAUGGCUUAGGAAUACUCAAACGGCUGUUCCUACAUGAAAACAAACUAGAAGUUUUUCGGAAUGACACUUUUCUGGGCUUGGAGAGUUUAGAGUAUCUCCAGGCGGACUACAAUGUAAUCAAACGGAUUGAAAGUGGUGCUUUCAGGCAUCUUCACAAAUUGAGAGUGCUCAUACUAAACGACAAUCUGAUCCCUGUGCUCCCAAAUUAUCUUUUCCGAUCUGUGUCACUCACACAUCUGGACCUGAGAGGGAACAGACUAAAGACAUUGCCAUAUAAGGGCAUGCUGGAGUACGUUGGAAGGAGCUUAAUGGAAAUCCAGCUGGAGGAGAACCCUUGGAACUGUGUGUGUGAGAUUGUCCAGUUAAAAACUUGGCUGGAAAGAAUUCCUUAUACAGCUUUGGUAGGUGAUAUUACAUGUGACUACCCAUUCCACUUACAUGGGAAAGACUUACGGGAAAUCAAGCGCAGUCAGCUCUGUCCGAAGCUCUCAGAUGCAGAGAUUGAGGCCAAACUGGGAAUUCCGCGGAUCCCAUUUAGCAAUGAGAAUACUUGGCCCACUAAACCUUCAUCAAUGCUCUCGUCUUUUCACAACACAGCCUCUUCUGUGGAAUACAAGGAAAGAGUUGAGAAGCCCACCAAACGACCUCGGCCCACAAAGAACUCUCCAACCCCUCGUAGCAUCUAUCCAGGCUUCAACCAGGCCCCUGUUGCUGGCUACCAAACAAGGCCUCCCAUCCCAAUAAUUUGUCCAGCUGGAUGUACUUGCAACCUUCACAUUAAUGACCUGGGGCUAACAGUAAACUGUAAAGAGAAAAGCUUUCACAACAUCUCCGAGCUCCUCCCACGACCCCUCAAUGCCAAGAAAUUGUACCUUAGUGGGAACUUAAUACAGAAAAUAUACCGAUCUGAUUUCUGGAACUUCUCAAGUUUGGAUUUACUGCAUUUAGGGAAUAAUCGGAUAUCAUACGUCCAAGAAGGCGCCUUUAUCAACCUGCCAAAUUUAAAAAGUCUAUAUCUGAAUGGGAAUGACAUGGAGAGACUCACCCCUGGGAUGUUUCGAGGGCUUCAGAUGUUGAGUUAUCUUUACUUUGAGUAUAACGUCAUACGUGAGAUACAACCUAACUCCUUCUCCCUAAUGCCAAACAUCCAGCUGGUUUUCCUCAAUGACAACCUGUUACGCUCCCUUCCCAAUGACGCUUUUGCUGGCACCAACCUUGCACGCCUCAACCUCCGAAACAACUACUUCCUUUCCAUGCCUGUGCGUGGCAUUCUGGAGCAUCUGACCUCCAUUGUCCAGAUUGAUUUCCAUCAGAACCCCUGGGACUGCUCCUGUGAUAUCAUCCCGCUCAAGCAGUGGCUGGAAAAGCUCUCAUCCGUCAUUGUGGUUGGAGACGUCAUCUGCAAGACACCUGAAUUUGCGCUUGGGAAGGACCUGCGUUCACUUCAGGUCGAGGUCAUCUGUCCUGAGCUCAAGUACUCUUCAGGCCCCUCCCCAGCCUUGCCAGGUGGGGAUGACCUCAUCACCAGGAGCUCUGACGUGGGGGAAGCAAGUGGGAGAGGGGCUGUCCCACUGUCUGUCCUCAUUCUCAGCCUACUCAUUAUUUUCAUCUCUGCUGUGUUUGUUGCUGCCGGGCUUUUCGCCUUUGUUCUUCGACGCAGGAAGAACCUUCCUUUCCGGAAACGUUCCGAGGUAGAUCUGACGGGGAUCCAAAUGCAAUGCAGGAUUUUUGAGGACCCACCAAGGCAGAUCAGUGCUGGGAACACUGGCACACCCAAGAAACCAACAACAGCUAGUAUGCACACACACUCUCACACUAGUCACACCCAUGGACAUGGUCAUGUUUAUGAUUACAUUCCCCACCCGGUGACGCAGAUGUGUAACAACCCCAUAUAUAAGCCUCGAGAGGGGGAGAUAGCAGAGGAAGACAGAGUGCAGUUUUCAGAGAAGAAAGACAAUGGCAGCAGUUGCAACAGUAACUACAGAACCUUAUUAGAGAAAGAAAGAGAGUGGACCUUGGCUGUCUCCAACUCUCAACUCAACACUAUCGUCACAGUUAACCACUCAACGGCUGACAUGGCAGGAUUUCAUGAAAACGUAGGGCUCUGCCCUACAGUAAUUGACAGUCAAAGGCCCACACCAACAGUGGGCUUUGUAGACUGUUUGUAUGGGACAGUACCCAAACUAAAGGACAUGCAUGUGGCGCAUGCGCACCCACCAGGCAUGCAGUACCCGGAUUUGCAGCAGGAUGCACGGCUGAAGGAGACAUUGCUUUUCACAGCGGGGAAAGGCUGCUACCCUGACCCGUCCCAAAGCGAUUACCUCGAGUUAAGGGCCAAACUUCAAACCAAGCCGGAUUACCUCGAAGUCUUGGAAAAAUCAUACCGGUUUUAACAUCUCUAACCCAUGGAGAAAAAAACAAAACACAAAAUCAACACAUUCACUCUGCCACCCUGAAAAUAAAAAUCACCCCAAACCAUUAUGACAAAAAUAAACUUGAGAGAGCAGCAUGAUAUAAAAUAAAAAAUAUUCUAUUACAGUUACAACAAAGUUUCCCCUCAAAAUCACUUUGGAGGAGAGGCCAUUCUCAGAUAUUUCAAUGAAGUGCCUUUUUUUCAGAGUAGCCAGCAAUGUCAACAGCCGUUAUUUUUAUAAUAUAUAAAUAUCUCUAUAUGCCCAAGAAAGAGCAAAAGAGGAAUGAGGGGGGCACCGGGGAAUGAAACAUAAAAAACAUCCUAAAAUACAUCCGUCACUAUACCCCCUUUUCAUGGAGUUACCGUGAUGCGCAAGAAGCACGGGAGCUGGACGUCUCCCUGACUUUGGGGUUUCUUUCUGUAAACUUUAACCCCCGACUAGGAUGUACAAACACCCGGAGGCCGUGCACAUGGAGUUUGUAGUAAAGGAGCGAAAGAGCGGAAAAAAAGCAUAUAUUAAAAUGAACUGCAGUUUGCUGCAUGCACUCGCUUCAGUGCGGGAAGCGAGGGGAUUUACUCAGACUAUCACAUCACAUUAUGAACAGAGAUACUGCAACACAUUUACAGUUCAGUGUUCUAUUUAAUUUUUAUAUCUUAUUAAUAUGGUUAUUACUAUUAAUGAGGACUUCUGUCUAUAUCAGGGUGCUGCUUGUAAAAAAAAAAGGAUUGGCCGACGCACGGAUGGUAAAACAUUUGUGAAUAUUAUUAUGAGAGUUGUCUCAAGCUCAAGGUUUUCUGGAUAUUUCCAUGCACUUUGUUGACACCCCUUCCAUUGCUUCUGGAUUCCCAUUGUCACCCACUAACGGCUUUGUAGGAGGCACUUUUAAUGUUUUCUCUUUCACAAAAAUUUGAAGAAAAAUGUGCAUAUAUUUAUUCUGUAAUUUCAGUGAAGAAUUUAAUUGUAAAGGUAAUGUUAAAUCAAUGUAUAGUGAUUAUGCGUCUGGUAUAGCCUUCUUAAUAAAAACAAACUCUUGAAUCAAAUGAUGAAAGGGUUGACGCCACGGGAACCUGUGUGUGGAGCACUAUUGACAGGCUGUGUAUUUGGUGUCUUGUUAAUGGCAUGUAGGCACUGUGGCCAACCAUCAUGAGGUAAUGCUGCUGCAGAUGAGAGAAUACUGGACCAAUAGAGUGCUAGACAGCAAUGUUGUAGAGGGCAAUAACAUUUAAACCGAGUUCAACUCCAUUUUAUUUUUGGAUUAAUACCAGAUUAAUUUAAUUAAUAGAGAAAUGGUCAACUAAAAAGGGUAAACAAUAUGUUUUGUUUUAUUUUCGUGCAAAAUAUAAUUACCUUUUCUGUUUUUUUGGUAGUUUAUCCUAUGAUCCUUGCCUUCUGGAUAGUGUAGUAUGCUAUUUUUAUUUGUCACUAAAUUACUUGUCCGAGUUGGAUAUAAUGAAGGUAAAAGAACAAGUCAAGUGAAUUCAGCUGGUUUUGAAGUCGAUGAUUUAACUGGAUAUACCAAAUCAGUGCGGUGCACUGCAAUUGUAGUUAUCUUAACGGGUAUUGCCGAUGAAGGUCUAUUGAAGUAAUUAAGUAAUUGAGAGGGCAAAUAAAAACAUGAUUGGGUGUCGCUCAUCUAAUUUCUUACUCCUUCCAUUGUAGCAAUGUAGAUGUAUUCCACUGGAGGGCGAUAGAAAGGAUUUCAGAUCGAUUGGCCGUUUCGUAGAUUGGACGCAAUUAUAAUGUAAUGCACAACAUGUUUAUCUUAAGAGUCUCAUAUUAUGUAUUAAUUAUUUUUUUAUAGAUAUAUAUGUAAAGAAAAACUACAAGUGGCAUUAAUUUAUUCAUUCCAGCACAGUUUCAUCCGUUUCAUGCUUUCUUGACCCUUCUUUUUUCUUCCUUUAAUUCAACCAAUUGACAUGAAUAUGGCCAAGUAAACAGUUCACAAGUCAUGAAAAAAAGAAAACAACCGUAAAAGAACUGACCAUCAAUGUUUGUAUUUUACUUAAUUUUCCUUUGCACUGAAAACCCGAACGGUAAAUUAACCCUCAAAAGUAUCUAACACAGCGAAUAAUAAUUAACUUUUUUGCUGUUUUGCUGUGUAUCCAAGCCAGAUUAAUUCCUGGAACCAAAUAGUAUAUGAAGACAAAAAACAAAGUUGAAGCAGCGGCGAAGUAAAUGUGGUUAAACGUUUCACAUGAUCAUAGUGCUUUUCCUUUGUCUCUUUCUAAAGUGGAAUUUCUAUUUGGGAAAAAUAUAAUGCAAUCUUGAUGUCUAUACAUUUGUGAAUAUCUAUGGAAAAUAGGGUGCAUUUAUGUUUGGUUUCAAAAUGGGCAUGACACACCAUUUGCUUUGAUUUCAACAGGUUUACGAGUGAUGUUCCUCAUUUGCAAUUAUUAAUUAUGUGUCAACUUACAAUAAAUGGAAGAUAUGUAGCAAACCACAUACUUCCCUGUUAAAUGGGAAGGCCCUUAGCUAGUUUAGAGCAGUCAUCUUCAGAAAGGAUCCAGUCUACAAGCUUGCAUUGUAUGAAACAUUUGACCUUGUGUUGUAUUCAUUGUUUAGUUUCUUUGAUAAUUAUUCUUGCUCAAAUGACUGGAGGCCAUCUUCAUAUAAAGACUUUUGUAAGCAUGAUAGCAUUACGUCGGGACUUCUGUUUCCGACUCGCAUAAAGUUUCACAAUGAUGUACCCCUUUGUUCUCCUGCCCCACCUCAUGCUCUGCUCCUUUGUUUAUUUGAUCCCUUUUGCACUUUCAAACACGCACACAUACCUUAACAAACAUAAAUGCACACAUACACACACACACACACACACGUUCAGCCUUCCUUUCCCUGACCAAGAGGUUAGACUAUAUGGUCAGCAUUUUAAGCGCACUGAGUUUGAUUAAAAACAUAAUGCAUCACUAUGUUAAUACCAACCCUCACCAUCACUCCUUUCCCGCAAAUUAAUUAAUAAAUAAAGUUUUGAGAUCAUUGAUGAUUUAUACUAUAGUCCCAUAUCUUGGUAACCUUUUGUCCUCCACUCCUGUCCACAUCUACCUUAUAUUUCACAAAUGAGUGCUGGGCUUUGUCCCAGUAUACCAUGCUGAGUGGUUUUAUCCCAAUAAAUCCUCUUGUAUCCUGCA